Molecule: messenger RNA, 2720 nt
Organism: Phasianus colchicus (ring-necked pheasant)
Lineage: Eukaryota; Metazoa; Chordata; Aves; Galliformes; Phasianidae
Gene: SSPN
Product: sarcospan
Cellular component (GO): sarcolemma; dystrophin-associated glycoprotein complex
Source: RefSeq, a predicted model, not a curated record
AUUUAAGCACCUGCUUACCCCUAAGCUUUGGAGUAAUUCCUCUGGCGUGAGCUAAGCACGGCCGCCUCGUGCUUCCCACGGUCUUCCUUUGAGAGGGUGCCUGGCCUCCCCAUGGGGCAGACUGCUCUCCAGUGACCUCUACGUUUUCCGUCACCCCGUCCAGCACUGCACACACGGAUGGGCUCUGCGCUGCCCUUGCUGCAGCUCCCUGCCUUCCCAGCUCUGCAGGGACAGGACCAGGACCCAACUCCCACGUCGCAGCUCCCAUCCCACACACGUGUGCCUCCAACCCCACGCUCACCGUCCCCUGCAGCGCCGGUGCGUUGGCAGUUGGCUACCCCCCUUGAAUCCCCCUCUUCUCCAGGCUAUAUGUGGCAUUUCCAAGCCCUGACGGUCUCUCCGAAUGUUUUCCAUAUUUGUUCAGCCUCCUCCUCGGUUCAAAUACCGGGGAGGACUGGGGCGGCACAGAGCGCGGUUUGGGGGGCAAGGAGCCCUGGCACACACACACGCACGUGAGGAGCAGCAUGGGGAAGAAGGAGAAGAAAGCCCAGCACAAUGCGGCCCACAGCGGGGAGCAGAACACGGAAUCUGGCCAAACACAGGAGCCGGCGAUGAAGAAGAAGAAGAAGAGCAAGGGGGAACCCAAAGCUGGCCGGGAGGAGGAAUCUCACACGUGUUGUUGGUGCCGUUUCCCACUGCUGUGCGCUUUGUUGCAGUUGGCAUUCGGCGUCGCUGUAACGGUGCUGGGCUUCCUCAUGGCAGGCGUCAGCUCCUCCCUGCCGGUCAGAGACACUCCGUAUUGGGCUGGGAUCAUUGUCUGUGUGGUGUCCUUAGUGGGAUUUGUUAUGCUUUGCAUUUCAUAUCAACCUGAUGAGAAGACGUGCGUGCAGUUCACAGUAAAGCUGAUGUAUUUCCUGCUGGGUGCCCUGGCUCUGGUUCUAUGUGUCGUGGCAGUGGCUUUUGCGGCCCACCAUUAUCUACAGAUAACAAAAUUUACUUGUGAUACUGUCCUCGAGUCCUGCCAGUGCAAAGUGGACACCACAGACCCCCUCAGCAGGACCUUCGUCUACCAGGAUGCCACUGACUGCAGCAGUGUCACCAGCAUGCUCAGCCUCUACCUGAUUCUGCAGAUGGUGCUCAACCUGCUUGCAGCACUGGUGUGUCUGCUGGCGUGCUUCGUUAUGUGGAAACACAGAUACCAGGUCUUUUAUGUGGGUGCUCGGUUCUACCCUUUAACUACUACUGAGUGCCAGCAACAGAAAGUGUAGGGUCUGCAUUGGCAGGGCCUGUAGCCAGGCAAUGGAAGAUGUCAGCAUUCUGCCACCAUAGAUGCCACACAUGGAUCAAUGUUUUUAAGGCUUUUGACAAGGAAAAACAUUCACAUGUUUAAUGAAUAUAUUUUUCAAUCAUUUUGAAUUUUGAAUCUCAACUCUUGCAAAAAGUCCUUAGUGAGACUAUAUAGAGGUCAUCUAACAUUCUGAAGAUGCAACUGUAGUAAUACUCACCGAAGAGCAUCUUCAGUAGCCAUAAACAACAUGAGCUUAAAAGGCAUUGGGAACUCAUCUGAAGGGCUACAGCUGUUUAGACAUGGGGUCUAUUUCCCUCACUGGUAGAUAUUCAUUCUUGCCUUCAGAGAAGAUAUACCAUUUUCUACCAGAUGAAGAUCUCGUCCAAACUGCUUGAUUAUAAUUAUGCUGAUAACGCUUAGGGAAUAUAUUGUAUUUUGGAUGCACCAAUGGGAAUUUACUGUAUGGAAAAGGAACCAAAGAGGUCAAGACCUCUUCAAAUGCAGGCUGAGAUCAGCAGCAGAAGUGACUAUAUUGAUGACUACCAUAUAAAAGAUGUUUCAGAGUGACUGGUGAUGGCAGUUACCCAACCCAGUUAUGAACAAACACCAACUUCAGUGGGUUUGCUGAUGGUGAUGGGGAGGCAAUGCCUCAGACCCCAGAUACUUUACAAAUGAGCACUCAGCGCUUUACGAGAAAAGAUCAGUUUAAAGAACCUUGAGCUGAGCUCCUAGGAUGGAGGUCCCUAAAUCACUGGCCACAUUGAAUGCCCUGCUGUAAUUGCAUUCUUCCAAACCCAGCAUCAGGCCAGUUCUACCAAUUAUAUUUCCUGUGCAACAGGUCAAAUGCAUUUUUGGUGUAACUCCUCUGAAGACAGCCUUACACACCAGCUGUGGAUUUGGGCCAACAGCCCUGAAAGAUAACAUCCCUGAAACAAUCCAUGUUUUGAAAAUCGGAUAGACGGAAGGAAGCAAGAAGAAACUGCCAGUCUACCAAAGACAUCAACUGCAAAUAAUGAGGGCAAGAGAAUAACAAUUUCUUUAAAAGCAGCAUAGAAUAACAAUCUGUGUUCAGCGCUCUUUCACCCGGAAUGCAUGACUCUGAAAGUGCUUUACAGAUUAUUAGCCUUAUACCAGGAUGAGCAUGCUGGCUUGUCUCUCCAGCUGCCCAGCGUGCAGCUCUAAGAUGACAGGAGCAACUCUGGUCAGCAGCAUUGGGCCCAGUAUCGAUGCAGGUCAAUGCAGCUGGCGCUCACACUUUGUCAUCAUUUGGGAUUUCCUGGUCCCUGCCAGAGCCAGGGUAUCUCUGAAGUGGAGUUGAAACACCAUACGCCAGAAGAACCGCACCACUAUCAUUAUCAGCAAGGAGGAAGCAAGUAGAAUUUCAACAAGAGUUUAACGAAGCAAAAACUUUCUGUUUCUGCUAAAAAAAAAA